AUUGUCUUGACUAGUAUUGCUUUUCUUAACUGAUACGCCUUGCCUUCUUCGCAAACUGACAUGAACAUCAAAAAAGACAAGAUAUACUUCAUGUCCUCCUUGAACUUCUGUUCCUUAGCUUUUACCAUGUUGUUUUUAGUCUGCAUCCCAUGUUGUUCAUGCGCAGUUAGCCAGCAAUAGGCACGUAUAACACAAGGAAGGUUGACACAGUUUGAUUCAUAGCUGGUUCCUACUUCUCUUAGUCACUGUAGACGUUGAGUUUCUUGGUAAGAAAGAAAAUUUUUGAAGGUUUAUUAAUCAAGGGAGACUCGUGUGUUUUAGACAGAUUUAUGCUUAUUUGUCAGAGCUAACAGGGAGUAGCUAGAAGAAGUACCCUAAACCGGUGGCUGAUCACCCGGUGAUCAGUUUGGCCAUUGUGAGAUGUGAGAAAAACAGCAGUCUGUUUCUGCAAUAUCCGUUCGGAUCAAGGAGAUUUCAGAUGUCCCUUUGGUGGUUAGAAUGGAGGAUCUUCACAAGCUGUACUCAGAAGCCUUGCCGAACAUACCUAUUUCUGUAAUCAAAGGGACACCUGUAGACAAGAGAGUGGCACAUUUCUGCAAGGCGUUGACAUAUAUUAGAGAUUCAUGGAUGGUUAGAUUCAGAUAUGAUAAGACUGGUAAAAUCAAGAACACUGAUGGGGCACAACUUGUUGAUGUAGCGUUCGCAACGUUUGAUUACAUGAUUAAGGUAGCAAGAGAACUAUUUGACAUCCCGGAAGAUGAAGAGCUGGAAAACGAUUAUGGCUCAUUGGCUAGCACGUUAAAACAGUCCUCUUCUUAUCCCAGCAAGCUUGUUUCUCCUGCUGCAGCAACUGAUGCUUGUGCAAAAACUAGAGAGUCUGCAAAUAUUUCGGAGCCUCCAUCACGUCCCCAGUCUCUUAGAGACCAGGGUACUAAAAAAUAUAGCCACUUGAUGCAAAAGAACGAAAGUAUAGAGGCACAGAAGCCAAAUAGCAAAGUUCCCACAAGCAAAAACACAAAGGGUGUAGCUUCUAUUAUGGAUGAGAAUUCUAUCAAGACACUAGAUGAUAAACCUGGUCGAACAGGAAUUCCAAGGGCUCCUCCACCGCCAGCCAAUAUCUCCAAAGAAAUGGCGCAAUCGACACCACCACCAGUAAUGCCUUCAAAAGGAUCAGUACCAGAUGCAGUGACACUAAACAAGGGUCCUCCUCCUCCACCUCCACCACCACCAGCAAUGUCUUUGAAAGGAUCGGCACCAAAUGGCAUGCCGCCCAAAAAUGUUCCUGCCCCAUCUCCAUUACCAGCUAUGCCUUCGAAAGGAUCAGCACCAAAUUCCUUGCCACUAAAAAAGGGCCCUCCACCUCCUCCACCGCCUUUAGUGCCUUCGAAAGGGUCAAUACCAAAUGCAAUGCCACUCAGAAAGGGUCCUCCUCCUCCACCUCCUCCACCAGUAAUGCCUUCAAAAGGAUCAACACCAAAUGGCAUGCCGCUCGACAAUGUCCCUGCCCCACCUCCACCACCAAUGACGCCUUCGAAAGGAUCAGCACCAAACACCAUGCUGCUCAAAAAGGGGCCUCAACCUCCUCCACCGCCCCAAUUUGGUGCUGGUAAGUCCCUGUUUCAGACAAGACCCACUACCAAACUAAAGAGAUCCACCCAGAUGCCGAACCUGUUUCGUGAUCUCAGGAGCAAGAUGGAAGGAUCUAGUCUAACUGUUAAGACAACUAAUGUAAGAAAGGUGCAUCUUGGAGGUUCUAAGGGUGGCAAGGAAGGAUUGGCUGCUUCACUAGCAGAAAUGACAAAAAGAUCAACGUACUUCCAGCAAGUUGAAGAAGAUAUUAAGAAAUAUUCAAAAUCCAUCAUAGAGUUGAAGGCAGACAUCAAUUCUUUUCAGACAAAGGACAUGAUAAAGCUGCUCAAGUUUCAAAGCAAUGUAGAAUCCACUCUUCAAUUCCUAACUGAUGAAUCACAGGUGCUUGCCAAGUUUGAAGGUUUUCCCUCAAAGAAGUUGGAAACAUUACGAACAGCAGCUGCACUGUACUCAAAAUUCGACACGAUAGUCACUACCUUGAAGAACUGGGAGGUAGUAACUCCCUUGGGACAGCUUUUGGACAAGAUUGAGAAAUAUUUGAGUAAGAUCAAAUUAGAGCUGGAUGCAUUUGAACGAAGCAAGGACGAAGAAUCCAAAAAAUUUAAGAGACAUAACAUUGAUUUUGAAUUCCACAUAGUCACCAAGAUUAGAGAAUCAAUGGUGAAUCUUUCUUCCAACUGCAUGGAGCUAGCACUCAAGGAGAGGAGAGAAUCAAAAACAGCAGUUGAAAAUCAAGAAACUAUGGCUAAACCUGAUCAGAAAACUAAAGAAAGCGUUAAAAUGCUCUGGAGAGUUUUUCAGUUAGCAUUUCGAGUCUACAGUUUCGCUGGCGGACAAGAUGAUCGUGCUGAAACGUUGGCCAAAGAAUUGGCAGAUGAAAUCUUAAUUGAUUCACCAAACCAAUAAUGUUCCUUGAGAGAAAUCUACAGAAAUGUGUAUGAAAAACUACCAUUUUGGUGGCUAAAUUAUUAGUUUUUGUGUGGUCAAAACAACAUAAAAAAUUGCAAUCUUUAAGGAAGAAAACAGGUUUUAAUUUUCCGCAGAAUAGCAUGAAC
Molecule: messenger RNA, 2645 nt
Organism: Populus euphratica (Euphrates poplar)
Lineage: Eukaryota; Viridiplantae; Streptophyta; Magnoliopsida; Malpighiales; Salicaceae
Exons: 8
Coding region: 499-2496 (665 amino acids)
Source: RefSeq, a predicted model, not a curated record